Tupaia belangeri chinensis (Chinese tree shrew) is the source of this 1732-nucleotide messenger RNA. It is a transcript of the gene GPS1, whose product is annotated as G protein pathway suppressor 1. The coding region runs from base 45 to 1460 and encodes 471 amino acids. Lineage: Eukaryota; Metazoa; Chordata; Mammalia; Scandentia; Tupaiidae. The transcript has 13 exons. Gene Ontology annotation, cellular component: COP9 signalosome. The record is from RefSeq and is a predicted model, not a curated record.
GGGGGUGCCAAGUGCCCACCGUGUUGCAGGGGGCCGUGGAGCCCAUGCAGAUCGACGUGGACCCCCAGGAGGACCCGCAGAAUGCGCCCGAUGUCAACUACGUGGUGGAGAACCCCACUCUGGACCUGGAGCAGUACGCCGCCAGCUACAGUGGCCUGAUGCGCAUCGAGCGGCUGCAGUUCAUCGCUGACCACUGCCCCCCGCUGCGCGUGGAGGCCCUGAAGAUGGCCCUCUCCUUCGUGCAGCGGACCUUCAACGUGGACAUGUACGAGGAGGUCCACCGGAAGCUUUCGGAGGCUACCAGGGAGCUGCAGAGCACACCGGAUGCCACCGCUGAAAGUGGUGCGGAGCCACCGCCUCUGGACACGGCCUGGGUGGAGGCCACUCGGAAGAAGGCUUUGCUGAAACUGGAGAAGCUGGACACAGACCUAAAGAACUACAAGGGCAACUCCAUCAAGGAGAGCAUCAGGCGCGGCCAUGAUGACCUGGGUGACCACUACCUGGACUGCGGGGACCUCAGCAAUGCCCUGAAGUGUUACUCCCGGGCCCGAGACUACUGCACCAGCGCCAAGCAUGUCAUCACCAUGUGCCUGAAUGUCAUCAAGGUCAGCGUCUACUUGCAGAACUGGUCUCACGUGCUUAGCUACGUCAGCAAGGCUGAGUCCACCCCGGAAAUUGCUGAGCAGCGUGGAGAGCGGGACAGCCAGACCCAGGCCAUCCUUACAAAGCUCAAGUGUGCGGCAGGUCUGGCUGAGCUGGCUGCACGCAAGUACAAACAGGCAGCCAAGUGCUUUCUGCUGGCCUCGUUCGACCACUGCGACUUCCCCGAGCUGCUGUCCCCUAGCAACGUGGCCAUCUAUGGUGGCCUGUGUGCCUUGGCCACCUUUGACCGGCAGGAACUGCAGCGUAAUGUCAUCUCUAGCAGCUCCUUCAAGCUGUUCUUGGAGCUGGAGCCACAGGUCCGGGACAUCAUCUUCAAGUUCUACGAGUCCAAAUACGCCUCGUGCCUGAAGAUGCUCGAUGAGAUGAAGGAAAACCUGCUUCUGGAUAUGUACCUGGCCCCCCACGUCAGGACCCUGUAUACCCAGAUCCGGAACCGCGCCCUCAUCCAGUAUUUCAGCCCCUACGUGUCGGCUGACAUGCACAAGAUGGCCGCAGCCUUCAACACCACGGUGGCGGCCCUGGAGGACGAACUUACACAGCUCAUCCUGGAGGGGCUCAUCAGUGCCCGCAUCGACUCCCACAGCAAGAUCCUGUAUGCCCGGGAUGUGGACCAGCGCAGCACCACCUUCGAGAGGUCUCUGCUCAUGGGCAAGGAGUUCCAGCGCCGCGCCCAGGCCAUGAUCCUCAGGGCGGCUGUGCUACGCAACCAGGUCCACGUCAAGUCCCCUCCCAGAGAAGGGAGUCAGGGGGAGCUGACACCAGCCAACAGCCAGUCUCGGAUGAGCACCAACAUGUGAGGACGGUCCCAGGACACCUGUGCCCCCCCCGGUCCUGCAGACUCGCUCCCAAGAGGAACCCCAGCUCAAAUGCUGCCCCGCCACCCCCCCCCCCAUGCUGGGCCUAGAAGGCAGGUGGGCUGCCAACUAUGGUCCUUUCUCGAGGAGGGGCCUGCAGGGCUUGGCUGUGGGCUCCUGCCCCAGGGCAGACUGGGCACCCAGCCCAGCCCCUCUGUGCUGUCUGGGGCCCACGAAUGGCUGCUGCACGGCUAUUAAAGAGUAGGUUGAAUGUG